AUGGAUUCUUUUCAAGAUCUUGGAGACUUAUUCUCUAGAGAAUUUAUUGGUUCUGGAAAGGGCUAUGGUAUUAAAUUACUCAAGGAUUUAAGUGUUCAUGAGUCUAAAUUACAGGAUAAACCAAUUUUUUCAUACACACAUUACUAUUCAAGGAAAUCAGCCCUAACUUGUUCUAACUGUUUUAUGAAUAUUGGAUCAUUGGUCGAAAAUUUGAACCAUGUUUUAAAAAUAGCCGGGAAAUCCAUCAGCCCUGAACUAGAGCCUAAAAUUAACUCAUUCAAGCACCAAUUUCCUGAAAUUGAAGGUGUAAAACUUAUAAGGUGCAAUUCAAACUGCGAUUUUGUUUUUUGUAGUAAAGAAUGCUUAGAAGCAUCAUGCGGUACCCAUGAUAUUCUCUGUAAACUCACAAAUGAAGAGAAAGAAAGUUGGGGAAUAUUCGAGAGAUUUGCCUUGAAGACCCAUGAGAAUUUUUACUUUGCUGGCUUAAUCUACAUAAAUAUACUGUAUGACUCGAUUUAUGGUAAAACUUCUGUUAAUGAGUGGAUAAAUAAAUUGAAUGAAUUUUGGAGUAUACCAUGGGACAAGCUUUCAACUCUCGACUCCAAUUCAAGAAACCCAUUGGAUAUAGCAUCAGAAUCACUGUGUACCCUCGAAACAAGCCUUAAAAGAUUCAAGAACAUGGCAAUAGAAAUUGAUAAAGAUGUUGAAAAGCUUUUCUCUAUUGACUUUUAUCUGAGGCUUUUGGGGAUGAUGGAUCUAGUUUGCGUUGAUAUUGAGAUACAAAAUCCUCUAAAUGAUUUGCUUUACAACAUGGUUAAAGAUCAAAAGGGGAAAGAACUGAUUGAUAUGUUGUCAAAGGAUCUGAUAGAUGUAUAUAAAAUAACCAGAGGUAAAAGCUCAAAAAUGGUAAUUAAUUGGAAUUCAGGGACCGAUGUGUCGAAAGAUUUGAAUCAACUCAUAGAAUCGUACGCAGAAAUCUUGUUUAAAACGAUUAGGAAGGAGUUAUUCCCUGAUAUAAUAGGCUUAGGGCUAUUCAACUUCAUCUCAAAGAUGAACCAUUCUUGCGCACCAAACUUCGAGGUCGAUUAUGGGAAAAACAACAGAGCAAAUAUAAUCCCUUUGUUUGAUUUAAGGAAAGGAGAAGAGGGAACAAUAUCGUAUAUUGAUGAAAAUGAUAGUUUUAAAAAUCGUCAAGAGAAAUUACUUAAAGUUAGUUUACCAACAGUUCAGGGUUGA
Messenger RNA from Theileria annulata, 1236 nucleotides. RefSeq lists its product as uncharacterized. The record is from RefSeq and is a predicted model, not a curated record. Lineage: Eukaryota; Apicomplexa; Aconoidasida; Piroplasmida; Theileriidae. The transcript is spliced from 12 exons. Gene Ontology annotation, molecular function: methyltransferase activity; protein binding. Bases 1 to 1236 code for a protein of 411 amino acids.